This is a messenger RNA of Cydia strobilella, 2871 nucleotides long. RefSeq lists its product as uncharacterized. The record is from RefSeq and is a predicted model, not a curated record. NCBI's taxonomy places the organism in Eukaryota, Metazoa, Arthropoda, Insecta, Lepidoptera, Tortricidae. The coding region runs from base 127 to 1701 and encodes 524 amino acids. The transcript is spliced from 6 exons.
GAGUCAUGUCAUGUCAUAUUGUGGGCUGAAGGUUAUGUUAUCGUUAAUAUUGUUUAAUUUUUAUAUUUUUCAUUGCCUUUGAUCGUAAAAAACAGUUAUUUAUUGGGUUACAACAAUUGGGCCACCAUGUCGCUGGAGGCGGCGCUCGUGAAGGAGGAGCCCGAUACGAUGGCAGAUGAAGUUUUCAUUAAGCAGGAAGAAUUAGAAACAGAUUGUGUGGAAGUCCCAUAUGUAGCAAUUGAAGCAGCUAUUGUGGACGUAGAAUUUGACCCACCAGUCCCACCAGAGGAGCUAUACAGCAAAGACUUGAGUGAGCCAGCUGUGUACUUGAGCAAGCAGGAUGAGCUCCUGAAACCGGAGUGCAUGGACAUGUCCUCGUGUUUGGAAGCAGACUCGGUCAGUCAGUAUGCUGAUGUUAAAGAUGAGCUGACUCUGGAACCGGAUUGUAUUCAGCGGCCUAACACAGCCAUAACCAGCCUACCUAGGGAGAAAUUUAAUCCCGUUCUGACCGAUUGCUGGGUCCGAUUAGAACGCUGUGCGGCCGCAGAAAAAGCCUUAAAGAAACAAUUGGCAGAAUUAUAUCAAUUAUAUGUUAAAGAAAAUAGAACGCAAACACGAAUGGGAGGCGACGAAGACUUUCUUUGCGAAAAGUGUAAAAAGAACGAAAAAUACGAGUUCUGUGAAGCAUGUAUCACGAAGAUGCGGGCUCUUAACCAGUUGAGGAAUAUAAAUUUGAAUUUUAACGGAAAAAAAUAUAAAACUUGCGAAAUAUGUUGCGAAAAAUUCGCAGAAAUUAAACAUUUGUAUCAGCAUAAAUUUCUUAUUCAUGGAAAUUUUAAAAUUCUACAGAAGAUGAAUAAUCCAACAGAGUUCUACAGCGGAUACUUGUCUCGUGUGUAUUCGGAGAAGACCAUUUGUGGAAGCACCUCCAACUUGCCAAACGCUACUAACGUCAAUACGGAAAAAUUGCUUCGGAUCGAAUACGACAAGACAGAGGCCAGAAAAGUAAUGCAUCCUAAAAUUGUUACCGACGUUUUAAACCUAGGAAAUAUGGUACCUAAAUCCAAAAUAAAGCGUGAACGUACGGUAAAACCUUAUAAAUGCAAAGUGUGUAAGAAACCCGCCAUGAACGAAAAAUUCUGCGAUGAAUGUCUGAAAGAAAGGCUAAUAGGUAAUAUGUACGUGAAAAUGGCUAAAGUUGAAAAUAAGUUUGUAGACCAAGAAACAGUAUUGAGAAUCAAGCGACCACAUUUGCACAAAGAGAAGAAUCAGACGAGCCUUAGAAAACAACAAAAUCUUAGAAAAACAAAAACGCGCGAAUGCUCCGUUCGGCUCGAGCGGAACGAAGUCGCCGAGCAAGCCUUGCAAAUCAAAAUUGAGGGCGUAAAAUCUGAAAUUGUGGAAAAUACAAUAAUGUGGCCAUCCCAAUCUACGAGUAACAUGACAUCUGAGACGAGUGAAGAACGUUGCUGCAAUAUUUGUAAAACGGAGACGCCAGUGGGUGCUAAAUUCUGUGAAGCAUGUGAAAAGGAACAGGCGGAAAAAUCAUUAAUUCGUUUGAAAAUGGGAUUUUGCUGCAGUAUGUGUAAAAUGAAGACAGUGAAGACACCAGUAGCUUCCGAAUUGUGUGAAGCUUGUGAAAAGGAACACGCAGAAAAUAUAUUAAUUGCAUUAAAAAUGGGAUAUUAUGACAAAAAGUAGGUUUGUUCACAUUAUGAAGAAAGAGUGUAGCCAUUUUAGUGGUAACAAAGAGGAUAUAAUAAGAUAGAGCGGUACUGUCAUAGUAAAUUUUGUAACCACGGUAAAUUCACUGCCAUCUAUCGACACACUUUAAAACUAAAAAUUAAGAUUUAUAAAAAUACGUUAAAAUGUAUUUAAAUAUGGAUAAAUGAUUUUUUUAUUUGCAUUAAUUAUUUUUAUAUGAUUUUGACCCAUGUUCUUUCACUGAUAUGCGUUAAAAAUUAUAAAUAACAAACGAAACCGUCAACGCCCUCUAUACGAGAGUAGGCCAAAACUAGUGGCGCCAUCUGAUCGAGAAUCAAAUUUUCGUGAUUUUCGAGGCACGUUUUUUCCUUAGACUGUAUCCAUCUAUUACGGAGUUAUAUCUAUCUUUGGUGGUAAUAAAUUGUUAAGAUUAGAUAUCAAAAAUAUAACAAAAAUAUAUAUAUAUAUUAUUAUAUUGUACAUUAACUAUACCUAUGCACUUUCGGGUGACCUUUAUUAGAUUUUUUAAUUAGGGUUCAUCCAUUAAUUACAGCAUCCAUUAAAUUAAAUACAAUGUCUAUUUAAUAAAUCGGAUGGAAAUAUAAAAACCGGCCAAGUGCGAGUCGGACUUGCACACGAAGGGUUCCGUACCAUUAUCUAUAAAAACAGUCACCCAUCCAAGUACUGACCCCGCCCGACGUUGCUUAACUUCGGUCAAAAAUCACGUUUGUUGUAUGGGAGCCCCACUUAAAUCUCUAUUUUAUUCUGUUUUUAGUAUUUGUUGUUAUAGCGGUAACCGAAAUACAUCAUCUGUGAAAAUUUCAGCUGUCUAGCUAUCACAGAUCACGAGAUACAGCCUGGUGACAGACGGACAGCGAAGUCUUAGUAAUAGGGUCCCGUUUUUACCCUUUGGGUACGGAACCCUAAAAAGUAGGGGAGUUGACCGUCACGUCGAUUGUGUAAUGUUUCAUAUAAAUUCCAUAUUAGCAAAUCGUUUUGACAGUUCUAAAAAAGAAACUGAUUUAACUAGUAGGGGAAUAACCUAUUAAGCGCGUGCGAUAGAAAUAGAAACAGGCGGGUCAAUGUACAAAAUUCCUUGUGGAAAGCGUCCUUUCUUUAUGUUUAAGAUUAAAUUACUUUUUCAUUAAUUUUCAUUAAAUUUUAUCU